CGGCCCUUCUCGUAUGAGUGACAGCAGACACAUCCUAUGGGCUCAAAGACGCGGCUGCAAUGUCCGGCACCAUCCGGCACCUCCAGCCCUACUGAGGGUUGUGCAAUAGCAACUCCGGCUGUCAGGGCGUGAGUCCUGAUCCGUGUCUACCACCCUCAGCGACGCCUGCAUUAUGGUCGCCCCACCGCAGCUGCGGGCUCUGCUCUUUGCGAUCAACGCACUAUUGCGCAAGCGCCGCUACCACGCAGCACUGGCCAUGCUUAAGGGCUUCCGGAACGGGGCAGUCUAUGGAGCCAAAAUCCGGGCCCCUCAUGCGCUGGUCAUGACCUUUCUUUUCCGGAGUGGCAGCCUCCGGGAGAAGCUGCGCGCCAUCCUGCAGGCCACGUACACCCACUCCUGGAACCUGGCCAGGUUUGUGUUCCUCUACAAGGGACUCUGUGCCCUGCAGUCCCGCGUCCAGGGCGAGACCUACCAGGCACACUCAUUCGUGUCUGCCUUCAUCGGGGGCUUGCUGGUGUUUGGAAACAACAAUAACGUCAACAGCCAGAUCAGCAUGUACCUGCUAUCCCGCAUCCUAUUUGCCCUGUGCCGCCUGGGCAUGGAGAAGGGCUUCAUCCCUGAACCCAGGUUGGACCCGUUUCCAUGGUUCACAGGGCUGGUGUGGGGGCUGGUGCUGUGGCUCUUCGAGUACCACCGGCCAACCCUGCAGCCCUCGCUGCAGUCGUCCAUGACCUACCUGUACGAGGACAGCAACGUGUGGCACGACCUCUCGGACUUCCUUAUCUACAACAAGAGCCAACCCUCCAAGUAACAGGGCCCCCAGGUGCUCAGGAAGGCUCCUGCACCCCAGGCGGGUGACGGAGGUGUCCAGCCGCGGUUUGAGAUUGGCUCCACCUGCUAACCAUCCCAGAGGCUCCUACCUCUUCAAGAUCUGGGGUCUCAGACUCUAACUUUUGUUAGCCCAGGGCUCCAUUUGGCGAAAUGGAAGCACUGAUUAUCAGUUCUCAUUAGGUACUCUUGAAUAGUGAAACGAGCCACCGAAUCAGGCUGAGGAGCCUUGGGCAUGGUGAUGGCUGCUGACUCUUGAGAGACCAGGGAAGGUCACACCCCACCCUGGGCCUCAGGGAUCAUCGAGCCCAGAUGAGGGCACUGAAGUCUCUUUCUGGUGGGUAUGUUCUCUGACCAUUCUUCUGUAAAAGAGGGCUUCUGGCUGAUGGGCAGUGGGUUGCAAAAAUGCAUUUUUAGACAAUACUCAGUUCCUUGCCUUGGGUGUUCUAUUGUAGAAGCUCCAGUGUUUCCACUGUCCAACAGAAACACAGUGUGAGACAUAUGUGACUGAGCUUUUUUUAGCAGCCACAGUUUUUAAAAAGUGGAGGGAAUUCCUGGUGGUCCAGUGGUUAGGACUCCGCUGUCACUGCCAAAGGCAUGGGUUCUAUCCCUGGUUGGGGAGCUAAGAUCCCACAUGCCACAAGAUAUAGCCAAAAAAAAAAAAAAAAAUGUGGGGAGAGAAAGAAGCAGAGGAGAUUAACCUUAAUUAUAUCUUUGAACCCAGUAUUUCUCAAAUGUUAUCAUUUUAAUGUGUAUUAAAUAUAAAAAUUAAUAAGAUAUUUUACAUUCUAUUUUUCUUAUACUAAGUCAUCAGAAUCAGGUGUGUGUUUUACACUUUCAGCAUUUUUCAAUUUGGACCAGUCACAUUUCAAGUGCUCAGCAGCCACAUGUGGCUAGUGGCUGCUGUAUUGGACAGCACAGAUUAGAACGUUCUAUCCUCACAGAAAAUUCUAGUGGACAGUGCAGAUACAGAGCUGGAGGACCUGGGUUUGAGUCCCCACUGGACUGCUGUGUAACCUUGGGGAAGGUUCUUCUCAGAGGCUCAGUUUCUACUAAAGUGAGGAUAAUCAUAGUAAUACCUGGUGUCUACAUUGGACUUGUGUAACUAUGACGGCUGCUUCAGCUACGAAUGACAUCCACCUGGUGAACUCCUCCUUCCUCCUUCCUGGGUGCUUUGCACAUUAUUAUUUUUAACCCAUACAAUGACCUUGCAGGUACAUAUUUUGAUCUCCAUUUUACAGAUGUGGAAACUGAGGAUCGGAGAAGUAACUUGCCAAAGGCAAUGCAACUAGUGUGACAGCCAAACCAGAUCUAUGCGACUUCAAAGCUCUUUUUUUUUUUCAGUGCCUUAAAUUUAGAAACCUAAACUAUGCUAUGCAAAAUUAGCUAGUUAUUGGGGUGCACACUCAAAUGCCUAUAGGGGCCUGGGAAGAGGCAUAAAUGAUGAUGUUCUGGAUGAUGCAGUCGGGAGGGACGGGGACCUGGUGAACUGGAGACUUGUGUGUGUGCCAGUACUAAUUUUUUUUUUUAAACCACCAAGCUGAACAAAUCAAACACAUUGGAGUAGGCAUACUUCAAUUUCUUUUUAUAUUUUGAAAAUUACUAGUAGAAAUAUCCACAUGAGUCACUGGAGAUCUUAUUAAAAUGCAGAUUCUGA
This is a messenger RNA of Bubalus bubalis (water buffalo), 2485 nucleotides long. RefSeq names its product peroxisomal membrane protein 4 (gene PXMP4). Lineage: Eukaryota; Metazoa; Chordata; Mammalia; Artiodactyla; Bovidae. The record is from RefSeq and is a predicted model, not a curated record. The transcript is spliced from 4 exons. Bases 173 to 811 code for a protein of 212 amino acids. Gene Ontology annotation, cellular component: peroxisomal membrane.